AUAAUGUUGUUACCCGAUAGAGAUCUCUAUUAUCACGAUUAUACCGUUAAAUUUUAUCCUAGGGUUAAUAAUACUCUAUUCUAUCGCGACAUGAUGAAGAAUGUAUCUACUAUUUAACUCUAUUAAAGGGAUAAUUGCUUAACUAUUAUGUAUUCAAGAAUGAAUUCUUCAAAUAUCAUGUUGAAUUAUAAAAAUAUCGAGAUUAUGGUUUGAUAGGUUCAGUGGGUGUCUCUUUAGUUGCAAUAUACUUUUAUAAGCAUCUCCCUUUGAUUUCAAGAAUUUAAGGCAAAUGGACAUCAUUUUUUAUGAAAUUAAUGAUUUUUGGCUUGCCAUACGCGACAGUGUAUAUUGUGACAGAUGAAUUAAAGGAGAAAUACAUGUGGGAUCAAUACACCAAGAAUUUCAAGAAUUACAUAUAUUACAAGUAAACAGGAGACAUCAGAUGCCUUAAAGCUUAAAUUGAAUCUACAGUUUGA
Molecule: messenger RNA, 476 nt
Organism: Paramecium octaurelia
Lineage: Eukaryota; Ciliophora; Oligohymenophorea; Peniculida; Parameciidae
Source: the annotation of a GenBank genome assembly